UUUUAGCUUGUUACAAGGCAUUAUUACCUUCGGUAAUAUGUGUAAAGUGCUUAGAAACUCUGUUUAUUGUCAUCUGAAGUUGACCCCCGCCACCUCUACCCCAUUCAGGAUGGAGUCACCCUCGUCUGUAUCCGAUUUUAACGCCUAUUCCAAUGUAUACUUAGCAUUUUAAUCUGCGUGCGUGUUCACAGCUGUGUCCCCUGGGCACCUCGCAGGGAAACUUCGACAAAGUAACCCUAAGUCUGACUGGACACUUACUAGCCAGGUGUAGUUCUCAGCAUUUUUGUUCUCCUUCUAUCACUUUACAGUCAACUAAGUGGAGAUACAGGGUAUUACAAAAGGUGCCUUGUACCUUAUCCAAGGACACAGAGCUGGUAGGAGGCAGAGCUGGAAUUUGCCCCAGAGCCUUUGUGCUGUAGGUAAAUAUUUGUCCAGUGGGCUAGCGGCUCUCAACCAGGAGUGGUUUUGUCCCCCAGGGGACAUGUGGCAAUGUCUGGAGACUUUUUUUUUUUUUUCCAACUGGGGAAGUGCUACUGGCAUCUCAUAAAAAGAGGCAGAGAUGCUGGUAGACCUUGUAUGUUGCACAGGAUAGCCCCCCACAACACAAGUGCCAUUAAUGUCGAGGUUGGGAAACUCUGGAGUAGACAAACCGGUCUUUGUCGAGCACUUAGCCUUUGGAGGCUGCUUCUAACUCCUGCUCCCAGCAGCCUCUUGAGAGGAAGAAGCUCUUGUUAGUCCUGUGUCUCAGGUGGAGAAAUGAAGCACAGAGGGGGACAGGCUGCGGGAGGAGCUGGACUGAGGUACAGAGGCCGGGUUCCCAGGGCGGGACCCAGCCUGGACUUGACUCCCUGGGAUCCCAGGAAGGGCACACACUUUCCUCACCACCCGUGAGCGCUGCCCCCUCACACAGACCUCUUUGCCCCCUGGGCCAGGCGGGGCAGGCGCUGCGGACCAGGAGGUCCCAUGGAGGUGGCGGUGCCCGUGAAGCAGGAGGCCGAGGGCCUGGCGCUGGACUCCCCAUGGCACCGCUUCCGCCGCUUCCACCUGGGCGACGCGCCGGGCCCGCGGGAGGCGCUGGGGCUGCUCCGCGCCCUGUGCCGGGACUGGCUGCGGCCCGAGGUGCACACCAAGGAGCAGAUGCUGGAGCUGCUGGUGCUGGAGCAGUUCCUGAGCGCGCUGCCCGCCGACACGCAGGCCUGGGUGUGCAGCCGGCAGCCGCAGAGCGGGGAGGAGGCGGUGGCCCUGCUGGAGGAGCUCUGGGGGCCAGCAGCCUCCCCCAAUGGGUCGUCAGCAACGAGGGUGCCUCAGGAUGUGACGCAGGGCCCCAGGGCCACAGGUGGAAAGGAGGACAGCGGGAUGAUUCCCUUAGCAGGCACCGCCCCUGGGGCUGAGGGGCCGGCGCCUGGGGACUCCCAGGCUGUGCGCCCCUACAAGCAGGAGCCCAGCAGCCCCCCGCUGGCGCCCGGCCUGCCCGCCUUCCUGGCGGCCCCGGGCACCACGUCCUGCCCCGAGUGCGGCAAAACGUCCCUGAAACCAGCUCACCUGCUGCGCCACCGGCAGAGCCACUCGGGCGAGAAGCCGCACGCCUGCCCUGAGUGCGGGAAGGCCUUUCGGCGCAAGGAGCACCUGCGGCGCCACCGCGACACGCACCCCGGCAGCCCUGGGCCCGCGCUGCGCCCUCUGCCCGCCCGUGAGAAGCCCCACGCGUGCUGCGAGUGUGGCAAGACCUUCUACUGGCGCGAGCACCUGGUGCGCCACCGCAAGACGCACUCGGGAGCGCGGCCCUUUGCCUGCUGGGAGUGUGGCAAGGGCUUCGGGCGCCGCGAGCACGUACUGCGCCACCAGCGCAUCCAUGGCCGGGCAGCGGCCAGCGCGCAGGGGGCGGUAGCUCCGGGCCCCGAUGGUGGAGGCCCCUUCCCGCCCUGGCCCUUGGGUUAGCUGCCUCCUGGCCCGCGCCGCCUCCCGCCCUUGGUGCUGCCCCCGGGCCGUCCCUCCUCUCUCCCUGCGCCACUUGGCCUCUUCCCCUCCUCCUUCCCUCCCGUUGCCCUCCUCCACCUGCGCCUCCCUUGUCUGAACUUCCCAACGCCUUCCUCUUUAUUCCUUUCCAACUCCUUUUCCCCCAAAUUUCACUUUCCUUCUCAGGUCUCACCCCAGCCCCCCCUUCUCCCUGAUUUCCCGGCCUCUCUCGCUGUGUGAAGGGGCCUCUCCCUAAUGUCUCCUCCUUCCCCCCCUUCUCUCUCCUGCGGCCCAGCCUCCCUUUCCCUCGUCCAUUCCUCUCUCCCCGCCCUUUUCCUGCCUGAAGAGCAGAGGUGAGGACCUGGGACCCCUGAGGGGCAGGCGAGGAGGAGCUCGGGCGCAGGUCAGGCCCCCUUGAUGAAGCGGAGGCUAAAGGAAAGGGGUCUGGGUCUUGUCCCUAGGAAUUCUCCCGCAGGACGGAUUGGGGGUCAGGGGGAGGCAGCGGGUGAUGGCUCUGACAAGCUGAACCCAGGACCUGGCUGUGGUCUCCUUGGUCUCGCUGCCCCCUGUGACCCUAAGGCAUGGGAUGGACAGAGAUGCCUGCCCCCGUGAAGCUGGUUGGGGAGGGCAGUUCACCAGCAUCCAUAGAGUAAUAAAGUCACUGUGUGUAGACCCGGA
Molecule: messenger RNA, 2634 nt
Organism: Symphalangus syndactylus (siamang)
Lineage: Eukaryota; Metazoa; Chordata; Mammalia; Primates; Hylobatidae
Gene: ZNF444
Product: zinc finger protein 444
Biological process (GO): regulation of transcription by RNA polymerase II
Molecular function (GO): DNA-binding transcription factor activity, RNA polymerase II-specific; RNA polymerase II cis-regulatory region sequence-specific DNA binding
Source: RefSeq, a predicted model, not a curated record